AUGGAGUCACUACACAACACCAUGGCGCAGAUGAUGGAACAUUUUAACAAAAAAAUGAUGGAGUUCCAGACCGACUUGCAGAAGGCAAAGUCAGAGCCCGCAAGUAUUUCUUCACUGGAGUCAAACUUCAAAACAUUCCAGUCCUUUACUAUCUCUGCACUCACUACUCUACAGCAACAAGUUGAGUUAGUGACUCAAAAACAGGAUCACUUAGAGAUGCACUCCCGCCAGAAGAUUCUAUUACUGCAUGGUAUUCCGGAGUCUCAAAGAGAAUCUGUGCCUCAGGUGGUAUCUAAGGUGAUUGCGGACAGGCUCGAGAUCGAUGGCUUUUCUACUGACCAAAUCCGCCGAUGUCGCCGUCUAGGACAGUCAUUUAAAGAUAAACCACGGCCAAUAAUCGUCAAAUUCCAUGACUUGGAUGUAAGAAAUGAGGUGUGGCAUUCAAAGACGAAACUGAAGAGUAGUGGAAUAACAAUGUCGGAGUUUCUAACUGCGUCUCGACAUAGCGCAUUUAUGUCGGCUAGACAGCAUUUUGGCGUAAAAAAAUGCUGGACACAUAAUGGCUUUAUUGUCAUUAUUACUGACGAUGGUUCGAGGCAUCGGGUCAGCUGUAUUGCUGAGGUUAAUAAGCUGAUCGAUUCGUCGCCGUCGGUUACACAAGCCUCACCAGUCGCCACCAGCUCUAAACAACCGGCCGCCGGUAAUUCUCGCUCAAAGCGUGCUAAAAAGUGA
Achroia grisella is the source of this 732-nucleotide messenger RNA. RefSeq lists its product as uncharacterized. The coding region runs from base 1 to 732 and encodes 243 amino acids. The transcript has a single exon. NCBI's taxonomy places the organism in Eukaryota, Metazoa, Arthropoda, Insecta, Lepidoptera, Pyralidae. The record is from RefSeq and is a predicted model, not a curated record.